This is a messenger RNA of Corticium candelabrum, 2517 nucleotides long. Its product is annotated as ankyrin repeat domain-containing protein 31-like. NCBI's taxonomy places the organism in Eukaryota, Metazoa, Porifera, Homoscleromorpha, Homosclerophorida, Plakinidae. Gene Ontology annotation, molecular function: protein binding. The record is from RefSeq and is a predicted model, not a curated record. The coding region runs from base 78 to 2333 and encodes 751 amino acids. Gene Ontology annotation, cellular component: nucleoplasm. The transcript has 9 exons.
CGCGAAUGUUCAACUUACGCGCCAUCUCUAGAAAAUACAAAACGUGAACCGACUCGUGCGCUCUCUACGUCUCCGAAAUGUCUCAAGACAUCGAAACAGAAGUCAAGACGUGCAAAACAAAGCGUCGUCCGAGGAGCAACCAAGAGACCACGCCCCCGCUUCAACACAUCAAGGAAAACACACCCCCGUGUAACGCCUCGGGACCAUGGACGAGGCCGCAGAGCACACCGUGCGGUCACCCUCGUCUUCAGCAUCGACGCAAAGCGUUGACAUUCAUUGCUGCGUCGCCUCAACUGAAGAGUCCAAGCACGAACGAGUUACCCGCAGGCGUGCCUUUCAUCGAGCAAGCCGUUGCCGGCAAGCAACUGACGGAACGACAGCAAAUGUCGCUUUUGUUGCAACUGACGUCCAACAGCUCUGCUGGUCAGGCGGCCGGUGGUCGUGGUUCUGUGUCCGUUUCGCGUCGCAAGGCGAAGGUUAAUUGGAAAGUGAAGAAGAGGAAUGAGAGGGGAGAGACGCCACUCCAUGUGGCGAGUAAGAAGGGAGACGUUGGUGCUGUGGGGAGACUCAUCCGGGAAGGAGCUGAGAUAAACGGCAGAGAUUAUGCUGGUUGGACACCACUUCAUGAGGCAGCCAUUAGUGGUCACCCUAGUAUCGUAGCAAAAUUAUUGAAACACGGAGCUGAUCCAAAUGCAUCAGGAAUGGACAAUGACUCUCCACUGCAUGAUGCUGCUGCCAAUAGCCACAGAGAGGUUGUUCAAAUUUUGCUUAAAAAUGGGGCGAUUUGUGACCAACGGAACAUGACAGGUGAACUGCCUAUAGAUGUAGCAACCGAUGAGUCAAUUAUUCUUGUGCUAAAACAACACAUGUCUGGAGUAACACAAGUUGAUGAAUUUCAGGAAGCAAACACAAGUAAUAAUUUUGAACAACUGUUUUUACCUAUUGAUGAAAGCAUGGAGAUGGAGACCACAAACAGUCAUGAAGUCAAAGAGCAAUUUGGUGAAAUCACGUCUCCAGACGUUUCACCAAUUUUAUCUAAAGGCAAUUUUUUGCCAUCUGACGAUAUUGAAACAUUUAAAUUGUCAGCAUCACAAAUGGAGGGUUCAGUGAGCUGUGAGGAAGAUAAUUCUUUUCGUGAUAGUUGUGAGCAGGUUAAUCAUGUGGAUGACUUUGAGGGGUCAACAUCACUGGGCAGUGAUACUUUAAUUUGUAGAGAAGAGAUCCACUUGGAUUCUGAACCCCAACUGUUGGCAUUGGAUGAAUUGCCAUCGGCUGAAAUAGGACAACUCUCUAAUGACCAAACAGAUCAAACAAUUUUAGGGGGAGAUGGUUUGAGCACCACACGUCAGAUGGAUUUAUCUGAUUGUUCAACGACUGUAGACGACACUAUGAUGAGCCACGUUGAGGACAAAUUGGUUAGUGACAUGGAUUCUACUAUGGACACAAGAGAUGAAGACAACCAGGACUCAAGUGAACCCAAACAGAGUUCCAGUCACUCUGAUGAGAAUCAAGAUGAUGAGGGUUACACAAUGUGCGAUGUGAGAACACAAGAUGAAUUUGGUGUAGCAAAACCCUGUCAGGUCAAUAAUGUGGUGCCUAACUCAUCACCAUCCUAUAGUGAAAUUCAGCAGGACCUGUCUCAUGAAGCAAAUAACUUUGAUUCAUUACUGCAAGAGGAAGAGCUAAGAAAUGAAACGAGUGUGACUGCUGUGAAAGGAAAGAAGCAAAUUCUCUACAACUGGAGGAGGCACUGUGACACACAGAAAGAAGACACCAUUGCCACUCAGCCUCCAACUACUGAAAAGGGCAAUACAGAUGUCAUGUUGCCACCAGGAUUUAAGUGCACUCUUACUCACACAAAGAUGUACACGUUACAGACUGCACCAUUGGAGGUGAAUCCUGAGCAAUGCUUUUUUGAGUCAUUGUUUCCACCAAGGGAGACACCCGGAAGUUUGAGACUAAAACAUAGAAUUGAAAAGGAGAAAUUACUGUUGGCAUUUGAGCAGCAGGUAUUGUAUGCAGUCGACCAGUGCCACAUUGGGCCUAAACCCAUCACAUUCUGUGGUCUUUUGGCAACUAAAGAAGGAUGGCACCUUGCAACGCGACCAAGUGAAACCAACGAAACCGACACCUUCAAGAUGGACAAAUACACCGAGCUACUACAGUCAAUCCAAGACAACUACGACAAAGCAACACUUCAACUUGCUCGCCGUCAUCAGCUUGAAUUGGAGACUCUGUGGGCUUGCAGCAGUCAACAAACACGAACGAUUCUUUCGUCACAGUUGUCUGAUGAAGGCAAACUAAUGCCUGGCAGGGAGAAGUUCACAAUGUGAUUGCAAUAGAUAUUGAAACCCUAGUAGAGAUUUUGAUUCUGUGUGUACAUAAUUAAUAUUACUAAUUGGUUUAGAUUGUGUUAGUUGGUUUAUUCUUUACAUGGCGUUGUGUUAAUUCAAUAUUAAUUAACGAAUCAUCGGAUAAAAACGUGAAGUCCCGGAGGUGUUAUAUCCGGGAUAUUUG